AUACUCUUGCUUUCUUGGUGCUUCUUCGGUCUGCAUGGUCGGCCUUUUGGCAUCAGGCGACGAUUCGUCUUCCCCUUGGCUUGUUUCACUCUUCUCUCAUUCGCUGGUUUAAUACACCAGUCUCCCUGCUUCCGGCAACAACAAUAUCUACACCCUCUGUGGCUAAAUCAACCCUUGAUAGCCGUCUGUACAUGGUCCAGCCGCCUCGAGCUAAUUCUGUCAAUUUGCCUUCUUCCUAUCCAUUUGCUAUUUCUGGCUGAUCAGGCUCGCAUACAGCCUAGUCGCCUAUUAUGCUGUCUAUUUCACAACCUCACCACUACAGGGAAAAAAUUUCGAAGAUUUCUUACCUGGUUUUCUUGCAUCUUCGGCCAUACAGUCAUCGUUCGCCGCUUGAUCGACUCAGAUACCCAUAUGCUGUUGUCUCCUCGUACUUAUCCGAAGGCUACUACUGAUGCCGGUACUAAGGUUGGCACUAUACCAUUGCCUCCUCGCAUUGAUGUAUUUGUCGACCUUGUCUGCUUGGCCACUGCACAGAUCGCCAAUAUCGUACUUCAUCUCACCUUUCUAUUUAUGUUGAUACCUCCCUUCUUCCUCUGGCUAGCUAGUUCCUUCGCAUCAGCUGUUUAUGCUGCUUACAGCUUUGCCGUUUGUGCCUAUCUGCUCACCUCAGUUGAGAUCCGCCUCAGAUAA
Messenger RNA from Protopolystoma xenopodis, 690 nucleotides. NCBI's taxonomy places the organism in Eukaryota, Metazoa, Platyhelminthes, Monogenea, Polystomatidea, Polystomatidae. The record is from the annotation of a GenBank genome assembly.